AAAUGUUCAAACGAUAACUUUGACAUAUAUUCAGAGAUUUGCCAUCACUAUUAUUAUCGAAAGUUUUCCUCGUUUUGCUGCCGUGCGGUGAUUUUGUAAUAAGAAUUUUCCAUUAAUUUAAUAGUUUUUACGGUAAAAAAAGUCUACAUAACAAUGGCUGCUCAAUUUUUCAACCGCAUCGGCCAAUUGGGUUUGGGUGUCGCCGUUAUUGGAGGUGUUGUCAAUUCAGCAUUAUAUAAUGUCGAAGGUGGUCACCGUGCUGUUAUUUUCGAUCGUUUUACCGGUGUUAAGAAUGAGGUAACCGGCGAAGGUACUCACUUCUUCAUUCCCUGGGUGCAACGUCCCAUUAUUUACGAUAUUCGCUCCCAGCCCCGUAACGUUCCCGUAGUGACUGGCAGUAAGGAUUUGCAAAAUGUCAACAUUACAUUGCGUAUUUUAUAUCGUCCCAUUCCCGAUCAAUUGCCCAAGAUUUACACAAUUUUGGGUCAAGAUUACGAUGAAAGAGUUUUGCCCUCUAUUGCUCCUGAAGUAUUGAAGUCUGUAGUGGCCCAAUUCGAUGCCGGUGAAUUGAUUACACAGCGUGAGAUGGUUUCUCAACGCGUUUCUGAAGAUUUGACCGAACGUGCUAAACAGUUCGGUUUCAUUUUGGAUGAUAUUUCCAUUACACAUUUGACUUUCGGCCGUGAAUUCACACAAGCCGUAGAAAUGAAACAGGUUGCCCAACAAGAAGCCGAAAAGGCCCGUUUCGUUGUAGAGAAGGCUGAACAACAAAAGUUGGCUGCCAUUAUUUCCGCUGAGGGUGAUGCCUCUGCUGCUGAACUUUUGGCCAAAUCCUUCGCUGAAGCCGGUGACGGUCUUGUUGAAUUGCGUCGUAUUGAAGCCGCUGAAGAUAUUGCCUACCAACUAUCCAGAUCCCGUGGUGUUGCUUAUUUGCCUGGCAAUCAAAACACUCUCCUUAAUCUUCCUUCAUUGGCUCAAUAAAUUUUGUGUUAAUUAUCAAAUUAAGUUUUAGCAUUAAAUGUUAUCUAUUUACUCCAACCCCUAUGGCCUACAUCUACAAGUUAUCACAUAAAAUUGCAAAACUUUUUUCGUAAAAAAGUUUAUUUUUUAUUUUUGUUGUAAAGAAAACCAUUUGUUUUUGGUUUGAAAUGGAAACUCUUAAGAAGGGUUUUAAAUUUGAGCACAUUUUUUAUAACAGUUUUAAGUGAAAUCUGAAAUAAUUCUAAUAAUGAUUUAUAAUUUUAGGAAAACAUAAUUAACUUGCUAAGCAAAGACUUAUUUUAAAUGUUUUGUGAUUUGGGUUUAAAAGGAUUAAAUUUUUAUUGUCUAAAAUCCUUUCCCAAAAAAUGGCAAUAUUAACUUAUUUUGUAGUUUUAAAACAAACAUUUAAAAGGAAUACUUGGGCUUAUUUAAAGAUAAUUAUGUUUUAUUAAUUUUUCGUAUUGGUCUAAGCAUUUGUUAUGUCACAUAAUAAAUAAAAAACAAAAAUGUUUUAAAAAAUUU
Messenger RNA from Lucilia sericata (common green bottle fly), 1503 nucleotides. RefSeq names its product protein l(2)37Cc (gene Phb1). Gene Ontology annotation, cellular component: membrane; mitochondrion. The record is from RefSeq and is a predicted model, not a curated record. The transcript is spliced from 3 exons. The coding region runs from base 154 to 981 and encodes 275 amino acids. Lineage: Eukaryota; Metazoa; Arthropoda; Insecta; Diptera; Calliphoridae. Gene Ontology annotation, biological process: mitochondrion organization.